This is a messenger RNA of Punica granatum (pomegranate), 773 nucleotides long. The record is from RefSeq and is a predicted model, not a curated record. NCBI's taxonomy places the organism in Eukaryota, Viridiplantae, Streptophyta, Magnoliopsida, Myrtales, Lythraceae.
AUGGCGGCCUCAGUGGCUACCUCGUCGAAGGCAGUGGUGGCUAGAGUCGGAGCCUCACUGUCCCACACAAUCGUCUCAAGAAGUGAAGAGAGAGAGAAAGAAGAACGGGGCUGCGAUGGACCGAUUCUGAACACCACAGGCCUGAUCAAGGUCUUUAGCAAUCUUUGUGACCAAACUUUGAUUGGACUGGGUCGGUUUCACUCGAAGAAAGGGGAAAGGGACAAUUUUUGGGGCAAUGGGGCCCAACGCCGCCCCCCGGGUCCUCCGCUCUCUCCUUCUUCGAAUCUUCAUCUAACCCUAAUUUCGAAACUAUCCUUCCUCCAGUGUCCAGAAGACUGCAGUCCUCCUCUUCCUCGGUUCCUCCCAUCGGCCUCCAUUGUAAACCCUAACUCCAUUAUUCUCUCAGAUUUCUCGGAAUCCCGUCGAGGCUUCGACGACGAUCUGCUCAAGCUCAAGCUGUCAAAGAAACGGACCUCUUUUGAAUCUCCCUCUCCGCCUUUCUCUUUUGUUUCUGGAAUAAUGACAUCAGAAAAUAAUUUGGAGGUGAACUUGGAAUCUUCUGAGAGGGAAAAACACAUGGCCACGAUAAACCAAGAUGAUGAUGUUUUGGAGCUUGAUGUAGACGACAUCCAAGACACUGCAACAGGAAUGUUAUUGAUUGUUAUGGCAUUGAACAUUUGAACAGGAAUGCUGUAAAUGUGUUUUUGGGCAUUGAACUGGAAUGUUAUUGACUGUUUUAGCAUUGAACAUGAAUGUUAAAGAUGUGUUUUUCA